GCAAGGCGGCAGUUCUGGAAGCACUGGACACGCGAAUACCUGCUUCAGGUGUGGUCAGCGCACGCACCCACCUCACCAGCAGCAUGCGAGACGCGUAAGGCGACGUCCGUCCCUCUUUCUGGAAGUUGGCUCGCGUGUCAAGCCGGCGUCAUACUGGCGUGCUCGCUGCGCCUGGCCAACGGGUCGACGGUCGUUCGACCCAUACAAAGGCUUUGCCGCCUUCAAGUUGCAUCUGUCACGCAUCUGUUGUUCAUUGAGAGGGAUUCAGACUGGCAGGAAAAUGGCGUAAACCAACACCGCGUCCAAAUGAACUUGCAUUAUUCUUCCGCUGUGCAUGCAUGUGGCGCCAUGUGUCGAGAGCAAGCGAUAGUAGAGAUUGACACCGCUGGAUUGUUCUUUGCACCGUUAAUUAUGUAUUAUUUAUCCCCAAAACAAGAGGCAGCGCAACAAAUAAAACAGUUUAAAAACACGCGACGUUUUGGCACCCAUAAGGGAUCCAGCAUUAGGGAUGAAAAAAGCUUGACAAUCAGCCGUUCGUUAUUUAUUAAAGAGAAGGGCGUAGCCGAUGUGCCUCUUGUUUUGAGAAUAAUGAAUGUCCACCCCCAGCGUUUUGAGCACUGAAUAUCGAAAAGCGUGGACGACAUCCUUUCUUGCGCAAUAAUAGUAUUUGUAAAGGUCGUAUGUUUGUCUGUGUGUACAUGGACGGUGUCCCUGGCAGACCUCGGCAGUUUUGACUUUCGCUCACUCAAGUUCACUCACCACCCACCCAGUUCUCGGCUCGCUCACUCACCGUAUGCUCAGCUCUCGGUUCGCUCAUUCACGCUCUUUCACCGUCCGCUCAGCUCUCGGCCAGCUCAGUCGAGUUCACUAACCACCCGCCCUAUUCUCAGCUCGCUCACUCACGCUCACUAACUGUCCGCUCAAUUCUCGGCUCGCUCAUUCAUGCUUACUCACCGUCCGCUCAGCUCUUGGCUCGCUCACUCAAGUUCAUUCACCACCCGCCUAGUUCUCAGCUCGCUCACUCACUGUCCGCUCAACUCUCGGCUCGCUUAUUCACGCUCUUUCACCGUCCGCUCAGCUCUCGGCUAGCUCCGUAGAGUUCACUAACCACCCGCACUGUUCUCAGCUCGCUCACUCACGCUCACUCACUGUCCGCUCAACUCUCGGCUCGCUCAUUCACGCUCACUCACCGUCCGCUCAGCUCUUGGCUCGCUCACUCAAGUUCAUUCACCACCCGCCCAGUUCUCAGCUCGCUCACUCACUGUCCGCUCAACUCUCGGCUCGCUGAUUCACGCUCUUUCACCGUCCGCUCAGCUCUCGGCUAGCUCAGUCGAGUUCACUAACCACCCGCCCUAUUCUCAGCUCGCUCACUCACGCUCACUCACUGUCCGCGCAACUCUCGGCUCGCUCAUUCACGCUCACUCACCGUCCGCUCAGCUCUUGGCUCGCUCACUCAAGUUCAUUCACCACACGCACAAUUCUCAGCUCGCUCGCUCACGCUCACUGACCGUCCGCUCAGCGCUCGGCUCACUCGUUCACGCUCACGCACCACCCGCUAAGCGUCUUGCGGUCUUACGGCCUUACGGCUGUCCCUUAUCUUCCAUCACCCCCGUGUGUCAACCGAGCGGAUGAACACGAAAUUGACAGCCGGAUAGCUGAUCCAAAGAACGCAUUGGUGCACUGCUCCGCGCAGGAAAUAUGUAAACCAAAACCAAUUAAUUACUCGGAAAAAUCACUAAGUGUCGACGAAUAUUUUUCGCUGAAGGUCCGAAUGCGUAAAACAGAUGUUCCGUAAGCGUGCGAAGUACAGUUUAAAAGUUAGGAUGUUUAUUUAAUUAGUGAGCGUAUGCAAAUGGCCGCAUUACUCAGUUCAUAGCCCCACUGGCCACUCAGCUCCAGACUCGCGCACUCACGCUCAGUCACUGGCCGCUCAACUCUCGAAUUGCGCGCUCACGUUCACUCAGUGCACACUCACGCUCACUCACUCACUGCCCGCUCAGCUGUUGGCUCGCUCACUCACGCUCAGUCACUACCCAUUCACUUCUCGGACCGCUGACUCACAACCCGCUCAGCUCUCGGCCCGCUCACUCACGCUCACUCACCGCCCGUUCAAUUCACGACUCGCUCACUAGGGUUCACUCAUGAUCCGCUCAGCUCUCGGCUCGCUCACUCAGACUCACUCACCGCCUACUCAGCUCUCGAAUCGCUCACUCACGCUCAGUUCAUUAGCCGAAUUGAGCGUGAGUGAGCAUGAGUGAGCGCGCUCAUGAGUGAGUUUUGCCGAGGUCUGGUCCCUGGAGUGAUUUUUUUUGGCAGCUCCCAGCGGGCCUGGUCGUUCUCUAACGGACUCGGCCGUGUCAGUCUCUAAGCGGGAGUCUCGUUCUGGUUCACUACGUCGUCUGAAACAAUCGCGGCCGUGCCAUCCACCUCUGCAGUGCAGCCGCAUGCCAAGGAUACUGAGCGAGGCGGGGCAGGAGACGAGAAAAGCACGUGCGAGUGAGGGCGGCGUCAUUUCCUGUCACUGAUGGUGCCGCCACCUGCCGAGGAAAUCGCGUGUAACGAUGGCGAGUGAGCCCGCCUUACAAAGAGACUUUUCCAGAACACUAACAAAUCCCACUAUGUAUGUGUUUCGUGCCAGAAUUGAAUCCGCACCUUUACAGAUCUGCGUUGUGUGCACUGUUGAAAGGUUGUUGUCUUACAUGGGUGCAUGAGUAUAUUUUACUCCGAAAUGGGGAAGGACGAUCUUUGUGUUUGUAAAACCCAUCUCUUAAUAUAUUGACUGAACACCUGCAAGAAGGGAACCGUGUGAAGCGCGGGUAUUUUCCCGUGUCCGCCACAGAGCGGCGUCGCCUUUCGUAUCGAUCUGUGGCCCCAUUAUCCUCGCUACGCACUCAUCGAGCACAUUGCUCCACAAUGGCCCCGUGUUAAAGGCUCCACUUCUUGUCAGGUGGCGACCAAGAAGUACUGGGGAAAAACGAAUGCUGAAUCGAAUUCUCGAUCUGCUCCGUUGAUGGUGUCCACCGCCGAACGCCUCAUCCCUGUUGAUCAUCACUGCUAACAUCUUGGCCCCCAGAAGAGGACCCAGUGGAGCCCCCGCUCUCUGUCCCCUGAAUCCCCGAGUCCCAGCCCCCUUUGACCGCAGGUCCAACCUUACCUUCCUCCACCACCGCCAUCAUGGCUGCUUUUGUUGCCAAGCAGAUGAUGGGAAGCAAGCUAAACGCCGUCAAAGGCCAAAUCGGCGGCGACGGCGAAACCUCCGAAGACAAGGAGGCCGAAGCCGAGGCGGAGCAAGAACGGCUCGAGGCGCUACGCGAGGCCGAAGAACGUCGCAAGGAGAAGCACAGGCGGAUGGAGGAGGAGAGAGAGAAGAUGCGCCAACAGAUCAGAGAUAAGUAUGGCAUCAAAAAGAAGGAAGAAGAGAAGCCCGCAGAAGUGGAUGACUUUGCCGCUGGAGGUCUCAAUCGACGGAAAAAGACACCCGAAGAGAUUGCUGCCGAAAAUGAGGCUGCCGAGCAGGACGACCUCACAAGGUUGAAGAACACCAUCGAGACCCAAGUGAACGAGCUGAAGUCUAGCAUCGAAGGCAAAUGCAUCCUGCAGUGAGUGUGAGGGCCUCGAGCUAUGCAACAAGGGCGCAUCCCAAUGAUCCCAACAAUAUGGCUCACUGCGAAAGGAACCGACAGCCGCUAACCUCGGCCGCUGGUCCGUUUCGCGUCAAUCCGUGCGUACGAUGGCGCGUUCGCGGCACGCUCAACCAGCACAGGUGAUGACGCGUUCUCCACAGCUCGCUCUGGUUGUCACAAGCACUCGAAAAGCUCAAUUGACCCCUGCUCUGGAUCUCCCAUUGCACGCACAGUCGGUCGAGAAACCCUUCUUAAUAGUGCUGCCAUAUAUACUUUACGCCUUAUUCAAGAGUACAUUACUCCGACACGUAUAUACUUGUUUCAAGUACAAAUGUCACUAGAGGCAUACAAUGCUCGCAAAAGAAAAGCCAACAGACGCGGUUUCAGUGGAGUUGUGGCCCAAAUAUGGCACCAUGAUUAACGUGAGCGUACAUCGAGCCAAGGUCUCAGCUCUUGACGGCACAUAAUCCCUCAGGGCGGUUGGUCCAGAGCAGGUUUUGCGAUGUACUAAGUCUUGUGAUAGACUGUACAGACUUUUCCACAAUUCACGUUUUGUUCCAAUUCUGCGGGACUUACUAGGGCAAGGUACCUUCAAAGUGUGCCUUUUCUGCAGGUGUAAAAGCGUCCCCUCAGUAACCUGCUACGAUAAAGGAGACUAGCCCUUAUUUCUGAGAAUCGUUCAUUUUCUGUUAAACGUCAACAGCCCGUUUCAGACACCUUCUAGACACCCCCGGUACGAGCUUACAUACUUUUCCAAUACGCACAGUGUUAUAUCAUAGAUAAUAAUCAUAGGCCAACAUCCAAUGGAUAUGACGACAUAGAAACGACUACACUUUGGUCCCACCGACUGAGCUUGUCUACGGUAAAAAAAAUUCCGGAAAAUAUCUGUGUCUGAAAUCUGCGUGGCUAUGUAGGAAUCGCGCUUUUCAUGUACAUAGUCGUGUGUUAAGGUAGCACCUACCUGUUAAUAUUGUUGUAUAGGCAUAUUUUGCGGAGGUACCAUUGGUCGGCGGCGUCUGUUUUAUAAAACUUUCUCUACCAAAAAUUGUUCGCCUCCAUAUAGCGUCAGGUUGGCUAUUCACCUUGAGAUCAUGCUUUCUGGGGUCAUGUGGGGUCAUAUGCUUUUCAUAUUCCGUAAGCUUUGCCUCGUGAGUUUACGUCAAGCGCGUCGCCCAUGGAAGACGUUUUCUCACCUAAAAAUACCGUUCUGUUAAAAUUUCCCAUUGUACGAUUGACGCUUUCUUUCACCUUUUCAAAUUGCUUUCUUCUUCCAAGUGGAAUCGUUUACUUUGUGUCUCGUGGAUACUUUGGACUCUGUGCGGUACGUAUUGCACUGACGAAUACAGCAAUAUUGCAGUAUAUCACUGCAAAACAGGAGCAACGAAACAGGCGACAACCCCCUGGUGAGCCUCAUUUCAGUGGCUCCACCUAGGUUAUGUUCCCGCGGCGCCCUUUCGAGAGGUAUAGAGAGUCUAGCUAGAUGGUUUGCACUUACCCCAACGUCCAAGAGGCAGAACUGCAAUGAUAUACAAACCACAACCUAUUACUACAGACAGUAGCAUGGUACAAAACAUGAGUCAUUAAUUGAGGGGGGAAACCUGGCUACCAAUACGAUCCAAGCCACGCGACUACAGUUUAGCACAAGUCCUCCUCAUAAUCCGUUGCUUUCGUAACGCCUUCGAAGAACUUGUUUCUCCGCGAAACAACCAAGAUGACGAAACGACCUUUCCCUAGCCUCGAUCAUGUAGCAGAAUCUGGGUGCGAUCGCACAAAGUGACCACGGCCCGUGGUGCAAAUGUAGGCAAACGUUUGUUGCCAUGCAACAAGGCACCGAGUGAACACUAGCCCAAUGUAAAAAGCCCCUGAGUGGGGCGAGCGAGCUGUGGACGAGCUACGUGGCGGGAGCACAUGGAGCCGAGGGGGUUACGCUGUGCUGACGCCGACGCGAUAUAGCAAUAAAACGUUUCUUUCGGCUUCUCUUUGGUUGCUGCCGACAGCAAUGUGGGCCUCUUGGUAAGGAUGCAUUUCUUAACUUCCUGGAGCAACACAGACUAGACUUACUACGCUACCGGGUGGGGCUUCUUGGCCACUCUUUUUCGCUCGUUGUCGCAUUGAUUGCCGUCUACGCUCGCCUUAGCAGCCAACUUGGGAGCUCGGUUCGAGUCGGGUCCCCGUCUAAGAAGACACGACCAUUCGCUGCGUAGAAGAGAGAGAGAAACGCAACCAAAAGGGUGCUCCGCCAUCGUCAGUAGUUGAGUUGCUCCGAGACCAUAAGCCCUUCUGUUGGUAGAAGUGCCUAGUCGAAGCCCGGCGGCUGACUCCUCUGAUUGACCGAGGCAUAUGCAACACACACAAUGGGAUCCAACCCUCGCUAUUUGCUCCAAUGUCAUCCCUCUGCUGGACGCCCGCCUUGCGAAGCAGCAGGAAGCUCUACAUAUAAUUAGGGCCUGACUUUUUAGGGUUAAAUCCGCAUCCGCCCGAUAUUUACCCCCCCCCCCCCCCCCCGAACGAAAUCUGUAAAAUUCGGGUUUAACCCGAAUCUACCCGAAAACAUCCGGGUCGCGUGGCACGCUCAUAAGCGUGCAUUAACAUAAAGUUUGAUAACAUUGCUACAUUAACAUUACAUUAAACAUUACAUUACAUUAAACAUUAGUUCCGUGUUAAGACAAAUUUUUAUUAAACAAAAAAAAAUCACCCGAAUACACCUGAAUUCCUGACGACAGAAUAUGCCGUAACGGGAUUUAACCCGAAUACACCCGAAUUUUCGAAUGAAAAAUAUCGCCCGAUAUUUACCCCCCGAAUUUGGCCAAAAAUCAAACCCGAAAAAGUCAGGCCCUAUACAUAUUACGUUCAUGUACAGAGUGCCAUUAUAUGGCUCAAAUUUCACGCAAUCGAUUUGAUCAGAUUAAAAGCCGCUAAAGUAAAUCCACAAAAACUUGGCGAACCUCUCCAACGGAGAGCGAAUUUUUGGUGAUGACUUUUGUUUACCCCUCGGUCUUGCGAUGCAAAUAAAAUUGGUAUCGUGCGUGCGACAGAGCUGUAAUGCUAUGUCAGUAGCUCGUCGUGUGGAAUCAUGAAGUGGAGUACCCAGCUUCGGCCUGGUACGAACAUUGUUCUGCGGUUUAUUUGGAGAGAGUCCAGAGAUUCAGCAGUAAAGUGCAAGUGUUGGUUCCGUGUUGCUUUGGCCAACUCUUGCUCCCACAGGACAGAGCACCCGCCUUCGAAGAAACAAAGUCUAGAAGCUUUUAAUGGAUCGUCGCUUAGGAAGUUCAACUACGGCACGACUUUGGUCCCACGAUAACUGGUACGACACUGAUCCAGAAACGCAGAUCCAGCAAUGACGGAUGUUCCACAUUGACUCGUCACAAAGCCUUCCGGUUGGAGAAGAAGCAAAUGAGUUGUAUAGAUCCACCAAUUCGCGACUAAACACGGACAGAGUUACUGAAAGUUGGCGGUAAACUGAGAGAAAAUUGAGAAUGACAAAGUUACAGGAGCGUCCCUGUACGUGUUCAGAAACUUUGUGUUCUGUCGCAAAUUGCUAGAUAGAGCCUUACAGUUGUCCUUCGCCAGGUCCAGCAAGACGGGGAAGAUGCCAAAGGGGACGCUUCUAGCAGGGGUGUAAUAUUGGUACUGCGCUCAUCGGUUACCAACAGUCAGUUGAUCCAGUGCGACCCGGCUAUACACCGAUCCAGCAAUUAUAAUGCGCUACACGGUUAAGCCUGGCUACCGACGGUGGUGUCCAGCAGUGGUGUGACUUGGUCCCCGACGAAAAUCCCGCAAUGGCACAAUAUUCGCGCGACACCUCCAGCUAAAUGCGUGGCUCCCGCCGCACCGACAACGACACCAGAUUGUGAUAGCGAGAGAGCCGACGAUCGCGCCAUCGUACGCACGCUGGGAGGGAUUCCGAGGGUCGGCUCAAACAACGAAUUUCUUCAGCUUGUUUCUCAUUUCGCGUGUUGUAAUUCUAUUUAUCUAUACAUAGAAAGAGAGAGCAACUAUAUACUGUUGCGUGGUGCCUCCACGCGUAGAGCGUCGGUGUGUGUGUCCGCCGAAGAGCCCCGGGAGUUGUGCCAGGGACGAGCUCUGGAAAGCCCCGCCCACAGUGCAUGCUGGACGUUCUAUUGGACGUCGCGCGCGAGCGCUACAAAGUUACGAUGCAGUGGACGUCCUCAUUGUCCAAACUCGAGUUUAUUUGUUGCUCCGCUCGUGGAUACGUUAACUGGAACACUCCAGGUCUCAUGUUACAUUGAUAAGCAAAAAAAAAAGGACGAUACCAUCGAAAUUAUGUCAACAGUGCGACGCCAGACCAUCAAUUUGGCCGGAAUGCUCAUUUUCAUUGGCCUCUCCCAACAGCAUGCUCUGGUUCACCCGACACGGUAACUGGUACGUGAAAGGUAACGCCAGAAACAGACCGAAACACUGGUUCCCACGAAGUUCUCAUUUUUCCCACGGUAAAAAUAUCCCGUUGUGAUCCGUGGCGUAGACAAAGGGGAAACCCGUUCUGCCGACGUUCUGCCGACGUUCAGCACGGACUGUGGCCGGGGCUGAAGACGGCCGGCCGUGAGGCACUCACUCGCAGCACCCGCCCUCCUGCACAUGAUCCCGAGCACUCUUCGUCAUCCCGUAGACCACGACCAGAGCCCUUCCCCUCCAGUCUUAACGUGGGCCCUGCCCGAUCACAUGAAGAAAAAAGGUCGAUACAACGAGUUCACUUUAGCGGUGUCUGCUAGCGUUUCCGUGCACCCUCGUUCCUUGGGCUGCUAUGCCAGGAGGGUUGUAGUCUCCUAGCGUGUGUAGCUCUCCGCCGCGGCCUCCCUGCCUAACCGCCUGGGGCUGGCUGCGUCACGCCAGGGGACCAUUCGUUGACUCCACGAAAACUAUGUUGGGAGUUGAAACGGAUGACGUCACUCACCUGACAUGCAACGACUUACUCCUGGGACAUUGCACGAGGACAUUAGCCUCUUAGCAGACCUCUAUGGUCGUAUAUGACGUGCCACAUUAUCCUUGGCAGUUGGGCUCAAGUCUAAACUUGCAUGCUACGUAGCGAAGGUGUAAGAAAGUUCAAAAAACUGGUUGUACACAUAUCCUAGAUGAAAAAGCUUUUUUAUCAAUCCGAUUUAGUCUUAAUAAACUUGAAUGCUGCUAGGAACCACAGGAAGUUAAAAACAAUGGCCAUUAGGAGAGUAAAUCGCAUAGCCCUGUGUUAUGAUAUUAACUAUCCUUACUGGAUAAAAGGAAAUUGUCUUUGACAGCUUUUCUAGGAACAGAAACACAUAGUAGCGAAACAAGAUGAACUGUACUUGAGCACACAUUAUUAAGAAAUAUAGGUUUUCCUUACAAAUUGCUCUGGUAACAUAAUCAAGUCAGCGCUUCCAACACAACAGGUGAAGAAAUCUGCAAGACGGGGUUAAACGGGUGAGCUAUGGAAUCCGUUUCGACUCUACGAUACUUCAAAGCGUGCUCAUUCCAUUAUCGCCUCCAGAGGGCCGUCUCGUCUUUUUACUUUUACACAUGUAGAACACAUGUAUGUUGUAAAAUUGUAAUUGAAGCGCAUACAGUCAGUCUUCCUUGCUGAGAACACAGAAUGCCGCUCAAUUCAAAAUCAAAUCACUUGACCCUUUGCGGAACUGUUCCCGUGAAGAUUUUUUCUAAAAUUCAAAAUCACUCGAGUCGUGUCGCCACCACACUUUCUGCAACACGUUCGCAGACGACACAGUGACCACCACUGUGUGGCGCUGCAUAUGACGCAAUGACGUCAGUUAAAAAUCACGAUUCUUUUACUUCCUUCGAUCAGGCUUUGUUUACUCUGGGUGGCCACACGUGUUGAACUGACUGAAUGCCGCUCUCAAUGCUAUAUUCUCAAUGGUUGUCAAGUACUUGGAUGCACGUAGCAGAGCUCAGUGGUGUAUCGGAAGUCGGCCCCGAUGGAACAAGAGUCCCCGUGGCGUGGCGCCCGCCCCUGUCCGAAAACCGUUCGCCAACCUGCGAGCCUGCGACCGCGGGGCCGAGGAAGUCGCCCUUUCCGGAGCUAGUUCUGUAACAUAGACUUUCGUUUCUCCAGUUCUGUGCUUGGCAACACUAAACGUGUACACUAACCGAGUGAUGAUUAAAGUUCUGAAACAUG
Messenger RNA from Ornithodoros turicata, 9747 nucleotides. It is a transcript of the gene cpx, whose product is annotated as complexin-like. The record is from RefSeq and is a predicted model, not a curated record. Gene Ontology annotation, cellular component: SNARE complex; terminal bouton. Gene Ontology annotation, biological process: regulation of neurotransmitter secretion; neurotransmitter transport; synaptic vesicle exocytosis. The transcript is spliced from 8 exons. Gene Ontology annotation, molecular function: syntaxin binding. Bases 3175 to 3603 code for a protein of 142 amino acids. Lineage: Eukaryota; Metazoa; Arthropoda; Arachnida; Ixodida; Argasidae.